AUGCAGAGAAAGUACAUCACAGACCUUCUUACUAAGCUAAACAUGAGCUCAGCCAAGCCAGUUGCCACGCCUAUGCAAGCAACGCCGAAGCUCGCACUCUUGUCUGGAACAGCUUUAAAAGACCCAAAGGAAUAUCGAAUGGUACUAGGGAGUCUUCAGUACUUGUCUCUCACCCGGCCAGAUAUUGCUUUUGUUGUGAAUCACCUCUCUCAGUACAUGCAUCGCCCCACCGAUCUUCAUUGGCAAGCCAUCAAGCGAAUCUUACGUUACCUUGCAGGGACAUCAUCGCAUGGUGCUCUGCGAGUUCAAUAUGUCAGCAUCAAAGAUCAACUAGCAGACUCGCUCACCAAACCGGUGCCUCGUCCACGUUUUAUUGAGCUGAAGAACAAGAUUGGAGUCAAAGCACUGCCUCCAUCUUGA
Molecule: messenger RNA, 420 nt
Organism: Brassica oleracea var. oleracea
Lineage: Eukaryota; Viridiplantae; Streptophyta; Magnoliopsida; Brassicales; Brassicaceae
Exons: 2
Coding region: 1-420 (139 amino acids)
Source: RefSeq, a predicted model, not a curated record